AUGGAAAAAACAAGUUACCUAUCUACUCGACGAAAAUUGAGAACAUGUUUUUCUCCCGAUGAUAAUGUAACUAUCAACAAAAAAAAAGCCGUUUUCGUUAUGACGAAUAUAUUGGCACCGGAACAAGAACCUUUGCCUCCAAAAAUGAACGGGCAUAGUUAUACGAACGAGCCCAUGACACUCGAUAUUCGUUCACGUUACUGGACUUUCCUAUUCGACAAUUUGAAACGAUCGAUCGAACAAAUCUAUCAAACGUGUGAAUCCGAUCAAAAUAUCUUACAAUGUCAAGAAAUUGUACAAUAUCUGUAUCAUUGCUGUAAAGAUUUUGAGCGAUUAACCAAAACCUUUCAAUUCGAACCGAGUUUUGCUCAUGCAAUGAAAAAGCCGAUUGAACAUUCUCAUUCGAUUUCGAACGGUGAAAUUUUUCUCACGAAUGAUCUAUUGCGUCGUCAAAAGCGUUUGAAUAACAGUGAUGUAAAUUUAAAUGUAAAUAACAAUUCUUCAUCCCAUCGUCUAUCGAAUGAUUCCAAUAAAGUCAGACGACAGAAGUCGACUAAAGCGCGUGUUUUGCUCGAAAGUUCAAGUUUACUUUCUUUACCUUCGGCCUUCUUCUCAUCGACGUUGACUAACGAAUCAGCCAUGACACUGGUCGGAAGUGUCAAUCAAUCGGGAAAACGACUUCUACCAGAUGAAACAGGUGGAGACGCAGAUGAUGAAUCCAUUGAUAUCAAUCGAUACUAUCGAUAUAAUCAACAAAAUGUAACGUCAGAUGAAGAAGGAGAUGAUGUCUUAGGAAAGAAUCAUUCCGGAAUAAUGGACUUUAUGGAUCGACAAAUUAUCGAUGCGUUUGAUCAAGAAGAAUCUCUAACUGCCGCAUUAGAAGCUGAACAGGAACAAACGAUUGCUUCGUUGAUGGCAGAACAAGAAGAUCUCGAACAGCAAUUGAAUAAUGUUAGUGACGAUGAUCUUUUAUUAGGUGGAGAUGAUGGAUCGGAACUCGAAGAAAGUGAACUAUCGACGACAAAGACAUCCAGUUAUUUCAUGUCGUUACAAGAUGAUCAAGAAGAUAAAGAUCUGAGUAUGAUUGACUUUUCUCGUGAUGACGUUGAUUCAAAUCUCGAUGGAAAAUCUCGAACAAAACAACUUCGCCUCCACGAAAAACUUUCGUCGCCAUCACGUUUCCGACCUUUGAGUGAAACACUUCGCGAAGCAGCUGAACGUCAAGCACGAGCGCUGACCAAACGACAGACACUACGCGAUGAAAAAGCUCGUAAAUUACGCGAGUUAACUCAACGAGUUAAUGAAGUUCGUCAAUGGAAAGAAGAACUUAUUAAAGCUCGUAAGAACACGAUCGAAAUCAAAAUGCAUCGCGCCGAGGAGAAACGUCAAUAUUUACUUUUACUAAAAGCGAAAAAAGCUGGUGACGAAGAUUUGAAAGGUCAAGAAAUCGCAUUCAUCAAAUGUCUACAACAAGAAAAUCGUCGGCAAACAUUGAAAGAACGUUAUCAGAAAGAGGAACAGUUCAAACAGUAUCUCGAAGACGAACGUGUGAAAAAGCAUGAUGAACAUAAACAGAAAGAACUGGCGGCGGAGAAUCGACGAAAACAAUUAGAAGCUCUUCGACAGAGUCGAUUGAACGAAAUGCAAGAAAAAUGGAAAACCAAAGAGAAAAUGAUUGAACAACAUCUGAACGAAAAGCGAAAACAAAAGCAAACAGCAGCUAUUGAAAAGCAAAAGAGUUUUCAGCAAAAACGUGCUGAACGUGUUGCGUACCUCAAAGAAUCAACUGUCGAGCUGAAAAAAAAGUUGGCAUUAAAACAAGAGGAGAGUGCUCGACGUCAUACAACUCAAUUAGAAGAGAUCCGUCGAAAAGCGAUGGAAAUGAGUACAUUUCGUGGUCCAAGCGCUGAAGAUCAUCAUCAUAUGUCUCCAACGCCUGACGACGUCAAAACAACGACAUCCACAACCAGCAUCCUGACAACUGAAGAUCCAAUUGUCGCAAGUCGCAAAUGUUGUACAUUGUGUAAUCUUCUGUUAGCAUCUGACCUACACUUACAAACACAUCUUCGUGGCACUCGUCAUAAUCAACUGCUACUCGAACGAUAUCAUCAAAAGAAUGACAAUGGAACGAAGAAACAACCAGCUCAGGAAGAAAUUGAUCGGUUCAAUACUGACUGUAUAGCGGUUGUAACGAAUGAUGAUAUUGUUCGUCAAGAACUUGCUUAUAGCCGAGAACGAAAACAUGCGAUGAAAAAACGUGCGAAAAAAUUACGCCAUCGAAUUGAUCAACGAUCAACGGCAUAUGAAACUGAAAAUGCUCAACGACCCUAUCUGAUAUCUACACACAAAGCACGCAUGCUACGGUUUUUAAAUGAAUUAGAAAAGUCAUUGAAUACAACAGCUAGGAAAGAUCCAUUAAACACGACGAAUUAUCUAUCUUGUCAACGUAUUCUUACUGAACUAGGAAAGAUUUUCGAUACGCAUGGUUAUGAAAAGGAUUCUCCAUUGGAGCAGCGUGUUUUCUUCAGUUUGAAUGGCUAUUCAACAUUGAAUCGCAUGAUUGAAUUACGUGCAGAAUUCAAUAAACCAGCUCUAGCGCCCGAAAGUUUCAGUUUAAUCGCUCUGACCAUCUCAGUCUAUCGAGCAGCAACACAUAAUAACGUUGACAAUGCCUUGUAUCUGCUUAAUAGUGGUAAACUUUUGGUGCUUGUCGAAAGUCUCGUUCGGCACUUGACUGGUAUGAAAAGCGAUGAUUUAACUACGAAUAAUGAGCAGAGUGAAAGCGAAAAAUUGGCACAAAUUGAUUUAGUGGCAAAUUUAGCCGAAACGCUUGCUGAUUUACUGAUCAUAUACAAUUCAAUAGUAAAAGAAAUACAAACUCGAGAGAAUGAAACGAGAGAAGAUAAGUUAAUGGUGAGUCGAGUAACUGAUCUGAUCAGUUAUAUGGCAAACAUUGGCGUACUCGAUCGCAUGGCUUCAUUCUUUCGUACGGUUCGAGCAGUUAUCACUACAACGAAAUGUCGUCUAUCAGAUAUGAUUAUUCAUUGUUUAAAUCUUCUACAACAAAUGAUUGAAUUCUCCAAACCAAAAUCGACUCUUCCACCAUUCGGCCAGUCAUCGAAGAAAUCAAUCAGUGAUCCAGCACAAGUUCUCAACAUCAUGAAGUCAACAAAUUACUGUGAAAUUCUUUCAUUACAAUAUGGAAUCUUAAUACACGACACAGACAUCAAUAAUAAUCAAACUACUACUGAAAAUCAUCAAAAUGCAGCUAUGCUACACGAAAAAACUAUAACCAUCGCCGUGAAUUCAAUGAGCCUAUUGAACUCCAUUGCUAUACUUGACCUCGAUGCCUUCCAGACUACUCUCGGAGAAGAAACUAUAUCUCUACAACUUCGACAUGUUGCUAAUUACAUUCUUGCCUAUUGUAAUCAUAAUCAGUCUGCCACGAAUGAUAAUCUUCUCCAUCAAAUUAUAUUUCUGAUCGGUUAUUAUUGCGUUUUUAAUCAAGACAAUCAAUGCCGUUUGGCAUUUGGUAAUCGACCUACUGUAUUGCAACAGUUAUCAUGUCUACCAUUUCGUUAUUUUGUUGAAUCAAAAUAUAUGGAUAUACUUUUUCCAACACUGAUCGCUUGUUCAUAUGAUUGUGAAACAACAAAAGCAAUACUUCAGACUGAAAUGUCAUUAGAAUUGAUCGCCAACUUUGUUGAAAUGAAAACAGUCAAUGAUAAUGAUGGUAAAUCGGUUAUUUCAGCAUUCCAUAUGCGCUUUCCUUAUGAUGAGUGGGCAAAUGCAUUGAAAUAUUAUCGACCGACAUCAACGAUUUCGAUGAAAGCUCAAAUAGAUGAAGAAAAAGAGAAUGAAUUUCAAUCUUGA
Molecule: messenger RNA, 3873 nt
Organism: Adineta ricciae
Lineage: Eukaryota; Metazoa; Rotifera; Eurotatoria; Adinetida; Adinetidae
Source: the annotation of a GenBank genome assembly